Zea mays is the source of this 7681-nucleotide messenger RNA. RefSeq names its product probable aminodeoxychorismate synthase, chloroplastic. Lineage: Eukaryota; Viridiplantae; Streptophyta; Magnoliopsida; Poales; Poaceae. The transcript is spliced from 13 exons. Bases 4493 to 7213 code for a protein of 906 amino acids. Gene Ontology annotation, cellular component: cytoplasm. Gene Ontology annotation, biological process: L-tryptophan biosynthetic process; 4-aminobenzoate biosynthetic process. Gene Ontology annotation, molecular function: aminodeoxychorismate synthase activity. The record is from RefSeq and is a predicted model, not a curated record.
GAGAUGCCAACCUUCCUGUCAGUCUUUGAGCCCCCUUCUUUGUAGUUGGUGGCUCCAUCCGAAGUAUAGCUUCAAUUUUACUUGGAUUAGCUUCAAUUCCUUUUGUUGAAACCAAGCAUCCAAGAAAUUUUCCCUUCUUUACUCCGAAGACGCAUUUUUCUGGAUUCAACUUUAAACCAGCUUGUCUGAAACUGGCGAAGGUCUCCUGCAGAUCAGCAAUAUGAUUCUCCUGUUUCGUGCUUUUUACAAUGAUGUCAUCAACAUAAGUUAGCACAUUUCUGCCUAUCUGAGACUGGAGAACCUUCGCAGUCAUUCUGCUGAAACUUCCUCCAGCGUUUUUUUAGCCCCUCAGGCAUCCGAAGAUAGCAAUAUGUGCCACUUGGAGUUAUGAAGCUAGUCUUCGGCUCAUCUUCCUUCUUCAUCCAGAUUUGAUGGUAGCCUGAAUAACAGUCUAACAGACUCAUGAGCUCUGAAGAAGCUGCUGCAUCAACUAAAGAGUCUAUCCUUGGCAAUGGGAAUUCAUCCUUCAGACAAGCCUUGUUAAGAUCUGUAAAAUCGAUACACAUUCGCCACUUGCCAUUGGCCUUUUUUACCAUAACAGUGUUAGCUAGCCAUUCUGGGUACUUUACUUCUCUGAUAACUCCUGCACUGAGGAGUCUUUUGACUUCGUUACGAGCACCUUCGGCCUUAUCAUCUGACAUUUUCCGAAGCCUCUGCUUUCUGGGUCUGAAGGAUGGAUCGACAUUGAGCGAGUGUUCAAUAACAUCCCUGUUAACUCCACAGAGAUCAUUGGCUGACCAUGCAAAAACAUCUUUGUUGUUGAACAAAAACCUUAUCAAGUUUUUCUCUUGUUCUUCGGAUAACUGAGAGCCCAACAACACCUUCUGCUCUGCUAUAUCCUCACAUAAGAGCAUGAGCUUCGGCUGAUCUGCUGAAGCUGCUUUCUCCCUUCUGAAUUUGUAUUGUUCACAAGCUUCAGCUCCAUCUAUGUUAUGGAUUGCUUUUGAGUCAGUCCAGUUUCCUUCGGCCCUUCUGGCAGCUUCCUGACUUCCAUGAAUAGCGAUGGGUCCUUGAUCCGAAGGUAUCUUCAUGCAAAGAUAAGUAGGGUGAAGAAUUGCUUCAAAAGCAUUGAGGGUGCCACGACCAAUAAUUGCAUUGUAAGGGUAUUCCAUGUCAACAAUGUCAAACACGACUUGCUCAGUUCUAGUGUUGUUGAUGAACCCGAAGGUCACUGACAUGGUGAUCUUGCCCAGUGCUACAAUCUGUCUUCCUCCGAAGCCACAGAGAGGAUGUGUAGCAUCAUGAAUCUUAUCUUCUGGCUCUUGCAUUUGUCUGAAGGCCUUAGCAAAUAUGAUAUCAGCUGCACUGCCUGUGUCAACCAAGACAUUGUGGACCAGAAAUCCUUUGAUAACACAAGAGAUAACCAUGGCAUCGUUGUGUGGGUAAUCCUUGAGCUGAAGGUCCUCUUGGGAGAAGGUAAUAGGAAUGUGAGACCAUCUUGACUUGAUGAAGGGUCCUUGCACCCCAACAUGCUGCACCCUUCUCUGUGCUUCCUUCUUUUGUUUCUUGUUAGCUGGCUCUGAGGACGAACCACCUGUGAUCGGGAGCACCAGCUUCGGGUCCGAAGCGGCUCCAGCUUGGUCGUUGAACGAAGCCAUCAGCUCAAAAAGUGGAAGUGAGUUCACCGGAGGUGGGCGCCAAUGUUGGGGACUUGUUCUCAAGUGCUAUGAAUUAAGAACAAGGCAACAUAAAGUGUUAAAUGUUAAUGUCCUUCGUCCAUGAAACAUUAUUCCCUUGAGGAUAAUGGGCCUUGGACGAAGGUUGAUGAGAGUAAAAUUACGAAGCUUAAGUCUUCGUAAUAAAAUUUCAAUAGAUAUUGUAAGACAACAUAAAAUAAGAGGUAUAAAAGGGGUAAAUAAAUCAUAGACAAAUUAUAUUAUAUUUACUUAAUAUAUUGAAUCAUUGAGUACAAUAAUACCUCUGCCUUAGCAAAGGUUGGAUUCCAGAAGAUGCGAUUACAAUUACCAGAAUUCGUGAACAGUAAAGGAAUACUGUUCACUAUUUAUAGGCACAGGACGCAGCCUGUGAGGAAUUACAAGUAUGCCCCUUAUAAAAGUUUACAACAUUGACUCAGACCUUUAUGGACUAAAAGGUCAUUCUAUCUUUAAGUCGAUUUGUAAUACCGAAGCUUUAUGAAGAGGAACCUUCGGCCAUCUUAUACAAACAGCAUCAGCCGAAGACCGCUUUUUCCUAUAAGACCUUCGGCGACGAAGCAUGGACCCAACAUAUAUAUACUUCGAAUAUAAUAAUAUAGGCUAUGUGUUUUUAAAUGAAAUUAAAAGAUAGUUGUUUGUUUAUUGUCUUUUACAUAAAAGUUCAUUUAAGGCAUAUACCAUAACUUUCCAUAAAUAGAUGUUUAAUAAUAAUAAUAAUGACCUUUUCACAUAAAACCUAUUUAGACUUAUAUCUUAAUUUAUCAUAAGUGAUAGGUUUAACAAUGAAUUAUAUGCUCCAUAAUGCUUCUAAAAUUAAUAACGUGAUUAGUAGCCCAUUAACCCUAGAUAUAUAACUUAUAUCUAUUCUAAAAGGUUAAAAAUGUUUAAUAUCGUUAUAACGUGUUUAUCGUGUUAUAAACCCUUAAUCUUAGACAUAUCACAUAUGACGAUUUAUAAAAGAUUAAUUUGGUAAAGCUAAUAGUUGUAUAUUUUAAUUAAGAUUAAGAUAUUUUAAGCUUAUAUCUUGUUUUAUAAAGUAUAGAUCACACAUUUUUGAAAAGAAUACCCUCUUAUUAUAACUAUGACUUGCGACGUUUUUGAAAAGCGAACGCUCUCUUUUCGUUAGGCUUUCUUUUAACUUUACGUAUGGUGAAUGUUGUAUGUUAUUGAGUGGUGUUUACUCUUCUUGUUUGUUUGUGUGAUAUUCAGUGGUUGAUCUAGUAGUUAAGAAUCAAGAUCUAUUCCUAUCCGUGGAGAACCUCAAGUUUUUAAUAAGCAAGGCAAGUGGACUUCUCCCUCUCCACACUCUGUUUGAUCCCAAACAAUACAUUUAAUAAAGUUUAUUCUUUUGGAUAUAUAUGCAUAAUUUGACGGGUUACCUAUUUAGAUAUCCUUUCCAACCUUAUUCCUUGAUCAAACCUGGGAAUUAUAAUUUAAUCAAGUAGCUAUGCUAUUGCUACAACUUAACUUUAUGCAGUCACUCCCGCUUAUGAUAUUAAUGUUUCAAAUGAUAAGUUUACAUUAUUGUUGUUAACUCGAUGGUUAAACAAGAUUAUUGCAUAUUAAUUGGAACAUGGAGUGACCACCCGGGAAAACAGUGCUACCAUGAGAACUAUCAUGGCUCUGGUCUUGGCUAAAUAACUAGGGAAGUCUUAUGUUAGGUGCUGGUCGUGGUCGACAGGAACGAGGGCAUCUGGCAAGCUCUUAUAGUUCCGGCUCAGGCAGAUUGGAUACGGGCAUAGUUCCCAAAGCUUUACCCUGUAGUCUGGACUAUAAGUUGGUUACGGUAGGUGUGCCUUAUGCAGUUUGACCAUUUCCAGCAUUUGCGUAAUGAGGACUCUAGGGAAAAGCCUCGUAGUGAGACCCUGGCCAUUCACCUCGGAAGUGAAUACGGGUCUAGCUAACCCGGGCUAGAAGGGAAUCGCGACUCAUGGGUAAAGAUGCGCCACCUCUGCAGAGUGUAAAACUGAUAUAUCAGCCGUGCUCACGGUUAUGAGCAGCCUGGACUCCUCACAUGAUAAUUGAACUUGAAGAUGGAAAUAAAUCGAGAUCCGAUGAUCUACCAAUGGUUUGCUUAAGUGGUUUCACUUAAGUGUUUUUGGUAUACUCUUAUACCUUUGUUUAAUGGGAAUACUUGGGAUUCACAUUUAUUAGUAAUUAGGUGUUGAUAAUAAAAUGUUGACCAACUAAAAUGCUUACUGCUCAACCUCAGCCUCACCUUGUUAUACCUGCAUUAGUUUUCCCCCACUUGCUGAGCCCCGACCAUAAGUGAGCUCACCCUUGCUUAAUUUUGAUCAGAAGUUGCAGAUGAAGUUAUGAUGCUGGACUCCAUGGAUGCUAGUCUAGUGAUACCCCCGGUCAUCUUCCUGUGGAUGGAUGUCCUUGUUUCGCUAUACUUUGAUGAAUAAAGGUUAAGACAUAUUGUCCGUUCGAAGUGUAAUAUGUUAAUAUAAUCGUUAUUUACGCUUUUAUGCAUUGUUCUUUUGAUAUAUUACACUUGUGACGUCAACAUAUGUGUGGAAAUAGAUUCUGGCACACAUAUGCGAUGCACCCGGUUCUACCCGUUGGAAACGGGUGUGACACAGUCCGGCGCACCCACCGAGACGAUAGGGUAGGACGUCGGCAAAAAAAGCGCACUCCGAUUGACGUAUAAAAAACGACGUGCCCGAACCGUAUUUUGCAGUCCAAAUUACCACGGCCCCAGAAAAAGGAGUCGCGUUCCAUUUUCAUUCUCCCACCCACCCGGAUCCUCCGCGCGCGCCGCCAGGUCCGUCGCGAUGGCCGCACUCCGCCUCCCCGCCCAGCCGGUGGCGAGGUGGCCCCACCUUCCUUCCGCCUACGCCGCCGCCGCCGCCGCGCGUCGGGUCUCGGCCCCUCGCGGCCAUCUCGCGGCGCGGCGGGCCAAGGGGGAGGAGCCGCCGGAGCCGCCGGUGAGGACGCUGCUGAUCGACAACUAUGACAGCUACACCUACAACAUCUUCCAGGAGCUGUCGGUCGUCAACGGCGUGCCGCCCGUGGUCGUGCGCAACGACGAGUGGACGUGGGGGGACAUCUUUAACCGGUUGUACAAGGACCGCACCUUCGACAACAUCGUCAUCUCGCCUGGCCCUGGAUCUCCGGCAUGCCCCGCCGACAUAGGGGUAUGUCUGCGCAUACUUUUGGAGUGUGGAGAUAUACCCAUCUUGGGUGUCUGCCUUGGCCACCAGGCCCUGGGAUUUGUACAUGGUGCUGAGAUUGUUCAUGCUCCAGAAGCUAUACACGGGCGACUCAGUGAAAUUGAGCACGAUGGAUGCCACCUCUUUAAUCGUGUCCCCUCAGGUAGAAAUUCUGGCUUCAAGGUAGUGAGGUAUCAUUCCCUUGUAAUAGAAUCUGGUUCUCUACCUGAUGAUCUUACAUCGAUAGCGUGGACUGCUUCUCCAAAUUUGCUUUCUUACCUUGAAAGUGAUCGAACCAAUGUUAGUACCUUCUUGGGAACAUUGGAUAACAAUUUAAUGAGAAACCCUCUAGAGUACAGUAACAAUGGUGGGGAACUAUCCAACAUAGGACAUGCUUGUGAGUCAGAUGAUAGCCGAGUUAUCAUGGGCAUCAGGCACUCUAGCAGGCCUCAUUAUGGAGUGCAGUUUCACCCAGAGAGCAUUGCUACUCAUCACGGAAGACAGAUUUUCCGAAACUUUAAGAAGAUAACAGGAAAUUUUGGAUUGCGCUCAUCGUGGAUUCAGGAAAGAAAGGUUCACAGUAUUGGUAAACUGGAAAAAUCUCAAGUCAAUUCUGCAAGUCAUCAUGAUUCUAUUCCUAAGGACUUGUUGCAUACUGAAAGAAUGGAACUUUCAGAGUCUGUACUUGGAAAGAGAGGGAUUGGGAAGAAGUGUUUACGAUUACAAUGGAAGAAGAUUGAAAAUUUUGUCUGUCCCACAGUAGGCUCUGAAGACAUAUUUGCGGUGCUUUUUGGCCAUCAAAGCGGUGAAGACACAUUUUGGUUGGAUAGCUCAUCAGUUGACCAGAACAGGGCACGUUUUUCAUUCAUGGGUGGUAAAGGUGGGUCCCUGUGGAAGCAAAUGUCAUUCCACCUAUCUGGUCAAAGAGCCAAUUGUGGAGGAAUGCUUAGUAUCCAAGAUGCUUAUGGAUUUACUGCCAAAAAAUUUAUCAAAGACGGCUUCUUGGAGUUCCUUAACAAGGAGAUUGAGUCCAUUCAAUACAAUGAGAAGGAUUACGAAGGACUGCCCUUUGAAUUCCAUGGUGGCUUCGUUGGAUAUCUUGGGUAUGGUCUUAAAGUGGAGUGUGAUGCAUCAUCGAACAAGGCCAAAUCAAGUACUCCUGAUGCAUGCUUCGUCUUUGCUGAUAACACUGUGGUGGUUGAUCACAGCAAUGGUGAUGUGUAUAUUUUGUCACUGCAUGAUGAAUUUUAUUCUAGUAAUGGAGAUGGGAUAUGCAAAAAUUCAACGCAUACUUCAUGGUUAGUGGAGACUGAGAAGAAGCUUCUCAGGUUGGGUGGUAUGCCCUCAGGAUCACCAAUUAUCCGAAAGACACAUGCUAGAUCAUCCAGUGUGCAUAAGCAGGCAGGAUCACCAAUUAAUGGAAAGACAUAUGUUAGAUCAUCCAGUGCGCUGAAGCAGAGUUUUGUUGUAGAGAAAUCAAAGGACCAAUAUGUUAGAGACGUUCAGAAUUGCUUGGAUUAUAUCAGGGACGGAGAAAGCUAUGAGUUGUGCUUAACUACUCAGAUGAAGAGAAGAGCAGACUGUAUAAAUGCACUCCAACUCUACCUUAAACUGAGAAAACAAAAUCCAGCGCCUUAUGCGGCCUGGCUUAACUUCUCCUCAGAAAACUUGAGCAUAUGUUGCUCUUCUCCAGAAAGGUUUCUACGACUAGACCGAGCUGGAGUUCUAGAAGCGAAACCAAUUAAAGGUACUAUAGCACGUGGCAGAACACCAGAGGAAGAUGAAUGCUUACGUCUGCAGUUGAGAUACAGCGAAAAAGACCAGGCCGAGAACCUGAUGAUUGUCGACCUCUUAAGAAACGAUCUCGGCAAGGUCUGCGAGCCAGGGAGCGUGCAUGUCCCACGCCUCAUGGACGUUGAAUCAUACAGAAGUGUUCACACCAUGGUGAGUACCGUCUGCGGAACAAAGAAGCCAGAUCUAAGCCCCGUUGAUUGUGUGAAAGCGGCCUUUCCAGGCGGUUCGAUGACCGGGGCUCCAAAAGUCAGAUCAAUGGAGAUCCUUGAUUCACUUGAGACAAGCCCAAGAGGAGUGUACUCAGGAUCGAUCGGGUUCUUCUCGUACAACCACACAUUCGACCUGAACAUUGUGAUCCGAACUGUUAUCCUGCACGACGGAGAAGCCUCGGUCGGGGCGGGUGGGGCGAUCGUAGCGCUGUCGAGCCCAGAAGCAGAGUACGACGAAAUGCUGCUGAAAGCGAAAGCCCCGACUGAGGUGGUUGAGGAUCUCGUUCAGACGAUCUACAGCUCAGACCGGUCGGAUUCCAUGCAGACAACUAUCAGCUAGAUCAGAUAGGCAAAGGACCAUUAUUUGUCGCGACACCAAGCGCUUACGAUGGACCUCGGCAAACACCAUGUGUCUCAGAAAUUUGGUAUCAGUGACCGGUGCGUGCUGAUGAACAUUGGCAGUGGGAGAGGGGGGGGGGGGGGGGGGGGGGGGGUGAGGUGGCGUAUCUUCUUUGCGAUGGUCAUCCCUUUGCCAGAAGGAAAUAAAGGAGACGCGAAGAGGAUGUCGAGGUCAGUCGGAUCCACGGUUAGCAUAUAGAGUCAGGUGACAUGGCCUCUCUCAACUAUAGUGUGUGUGUGUGUGUGGCAUAUACGGUGAGCAUAUACAAGAACAACAGUGUGUGUGUGGCAGAAGUGAAACAAACUGAUACGGUUGUGUUGCACUGUCGUACCAGUUCAAUGUUCCUGAAGUGAUAUUAUUCUUUGACGUUAUAAAUACUUCGAGGGUGGGUGGGCGAAUUUCACGUUU